AUGGAUCCUUGGGGAACUCCCAUAUUUAUUCUCAAAGCUAAAGCAGUCAGGCGAUUAGAAUUAGAAUUAACUCCAGUAUCAAUACCAUUUGAUGAAAAUACAGAAAAUGUUGCUUAUGGUAUUAAACUUCUUCAUCCAAUUACAUUAGGUCCCCGACGAGAAUAUGAGGUUGAAGCACAAGUUCCCAUUCCAACAGCUGACACAGUUAUAUUUCACCCAAAACAACAACUUCAACAUAAUCCGGCAAUUUUGGUGCCACAUGCAUUACUAAAAAUUACAAAUUAUACGACAAAAUUGACGGUAAUCAAUCUAAAUGACCAGCCAAGACACAUUCCACAAAAUAUCAGAUUAGGUGUUAUUACCUAUGCUCCAUCUAGUGUGCAAUGUUUUGCAUCAACUACAUCAUCACCAUCAAAGCGACACUCAUGCUUGGAUAUUCAACACCAUGAUGGCAAAACCCAUCAAUCACCAAUAUCAAAUGAUAUUGAUAAUACCAUACAUAAACUGAUCAGCCAUUUAGAUGAACAAAAAUAA
This is a messenger RNA of Didymodactylos carnosus, 534 nucleotides long. Lineage: Eukaryota; Metazoa; Rotifera; Eurotatoria; Philodinida; Philodinidae. The record is from the annotation of a GenBank genome assembly.